AUGUCAGAGACUUUUAGACCAAUUGACAAUGAGAUCAAGGACCUUCACACCUUUCUUUCUCAGUCUCUUUUUUCAAGCAAAUUUAAGAACUACUUUUAUGGCUUUUUCUGUCAACUUUUUAAAGUAAAGUACAAUAGAAAAACAAAGCCAAGUGCCCAGCUCAGCUACGAAAUAUUAAUCAAUGUCGUUUUCACACUUCAGAUAACAUCACUAGCUUGAUAUCCAAACAUGAAUGUGAGUGGCUGAAGCUCAUACAUAUUCCUAUGAAAGCUAUUCGGGUGGGCCAGCUAUGAUAGCAUUUGUGCAAAUUUAGGGGUUAUGGAUUUUUGCUUUUAUGGGGACAGUUUCUCUAUUAUGUUAAAUUAAAUUGUUAAACUGGCCUUAAGUGGGCAACCCACUAGCUUUACCUCGUCUUGGAUCCAAAAAGUCUGUCUCAACAGAGCUCGGAUUCGAAUGAGGAACAUGGAAGGCUUCCAUUUCCUGUCCAAGGGAUCAACUCUCUAUAGCAGAGCCACCGACUGUAGAGUGCCCGCUGGUCCGACAAGGGAAGACCAUGUAGUAGGCAAAGCUGUCUAGCCCGUCUGGCAGGGACAGGAAAACCACCGGGGAGAGGUAACUUCAUCCUCAGCAAGACAUCCCCAAUAAGCCUAAAGGCCUACUUCAAAAAGAAACGGAGGUCCUGUUUUCAGCUUCAUCAGGAUGGGUCCUACCUGCUCCACAUGGAGCGCACCUCGGAGUGAAUUUCUUUCAAACAUCACCAUUUUAUUUAUUUCUCUAUUAAGUUAAGUUAAACUAGCCAGGCCAUACUUGGGCGAACCUACGGACCUCAGCUCGAAAGGUGACUCCAGAUCGGGUUCUGAUGUGGCCAUACUCCCAGACCAGCCGCCAUCUUGAUUUCUGGUCUGAGCCACCUGUCCUGAGGAUCAGCUCCUUUAGACAGAGCCACUUCUUGGAGAGUGCCCCGAUGUUCCCGAUGUGGGGAGACCAUGUGGUAGGAAAAUCCUGUCUAGCCCAUCUGGCAGGGACAGGGAAAACCUUCGGGGGAGAAAUAAAACUUCCUUUUCGGCAUAGCUUCCCAAUCUCUGAAGGCCUACCUGGACAGUUUCUCUAUUAGCCAUGUGCUUAGUAUCAUUCACAGUUUUUGGUUUUUUUAUUUACAUCAAAAAAGAUCCGCCAAUUUAUAUAUCUAUUUGGCCUCGCAAAAUUGCUAUGCUGCUCACAACAGUGUGCUUGGUUCCCAGUGCAAUGAUUCUAUUAAUGAUAGGAAAAUACUCAAUAAUAAGUGCCAACAUGAUCGAAGAAUACGAUGGGUUGUCUUCCUCAAUUCUUGAUUUUGGCUUUCAAGGAAUUUUUCUCUCACUUAUUGGACUUGCAGUUUUGAUAUCAAUUAAUUUAUAUUGUGAGUAUUUUUCUUGCGAUAUUCAGCAUUCCCACCCAGAAAAAAAUUUAAAAUCUAGAUCAUGUUCUCUUAUAGACAUGCAAAAAAGACUUUUUUACAUCCUCGCUUGUAUUUCAUUUUCGACUUUUGUGAACUCAGAAGCAAUCUAUCAUCAAUCCAUCUUAUUUUCGUUUUCACUGUUUUUGAGCUAUAAAUCGAUCACAAUUUUACAGUAUUUUAAUGAGCUUGAAAAUAUAAUUGAAGCUUGCAAGCUAAGUGUAAUUUCUUUUACAAUGUUAUUUUUUAUUUUUGGAGAACUCUUGGACAGUGCUUCAAUUGUAAUAGUUUUUACAAUUUUCCUUCAGCCAAUUAUUUUUCUUCUGAUAAUGAGGCUAGCUAGACGUAAUUAUACAAAGCUAAAAGAUAGCAAAGAGUGCCCAAAAAACCAGUUUGAGUUCGAAAGAAAAUUCAGACAUUUAUUAACCGAUAAAGAUCAUGAAGAUAAAUUUUGGAUAUUAGAUUUAUUUAAGACUUUUUGAAAAGCAAAUAAAUUUCAAAAAGACAAGCUUUUUGUGAUAUGGGAAUUUAACUAUUGCCUUUCAAUAGUUAAAGACGAAAGAUUAGCAAGGGUAAAAUUGUCGAAAAUUGGGAAUGCAAAAACUUCUUUUGAAGGAGAAAUCCAAGAAUGGAGGCUUUUUACGUGGCUUGUUAAGAAGAAAUGCAAAGCUUUUCCUGAAACAAGCUAUUUAGAAUUUUUAAAAGAGUUCAGCAGAAUUAGAACCCAAGAUGAAGAACUUUGCUAUUUGCUGAUAGAACUUCAGGCAGAGAUUUCUCUAAAAUCUCCAAGAAUUGAUAAAAUUAUAAACUUGUCAAAAAGAACGACGAAUUAUUUAAUAAACAUUUCCGAAGAUUUAAAAAACUUGUGUGACAAAUAUAAGAAUGUCGAAGGAUAUGAAUUAUAUGGGAGCUUUCUAGAGAAUAUCUCAAGCAAUCAUGAAGAAGCAGAAAAAAUGAUCAGGAAAAAAAACGGACUUGAAUAUUAUAAUAAGCAAAAUAAUACCAGAAAAAUAGAAAAUUACGGAAAAGAUGUGCCUAUUUUAUUGGUAUCUUGUAAUGAUAAUAAUAUUAUGUACCUCAACGAAAAGGCUUCUCGAUUGUUUAAAACUUCUAUUGGAAAUGUACUUGGCACUUCACUGUUGAAUUUUAUCCCUCAACCUUUUGAUGUUUGUCACAUGACAAAUAUUAAAGAUUUUGUUUUAGAUAGCAGCACGAUUGAGCUUCCGUCGCAUAAAAAUUUAUUUUUCAAAAAUAUUCAAGGUUACUUAUUUGAGUGCAAUUUUUUAUUUAAAUUGACAGCAUUUCACAACUGUGCAUAUUUUUUGAUUUCUUUUGAGCAAAGGAAAGCAACACGUGAAAUUGCAUUAAUUUCAGACGAUGGAUUUAUUAUGGGACAUUCAGAGCUUUUCCCCUUCUAUAUUGGCUCUAAAUCAAAAUUCUUAAAAGGCCAAACCCUAUCAUCUUUAGUCCCUAUUUUAGACACAGAUAAAAUGAGAGACUAUGAGCCCUGGCUAAUGCCUUUUAAUGGUGGCGAAAUUGCUUUUAUUAACACAAAAAAAGAAAUAAACUCCACCACAAUCCAUAAUUUUAUAAUUCUUCAUGACGACCAAGAAAUAAAAAACUGAAAAGAAGGAACUGAUCAUGACCAAUUUACGCAUUUUGCAGAUCAAGACAUGACUUUGGACUUUGACAAAUCUCAAAUAGAAGAAGGUAGAAAAGACAUCCAAGUCCAAUUUCUCUCAGUCAGCAAUAUAUCACUUUUGCCAAGGCCUUCAUUUGAAACAGAAGUUUAUACUAACGAAGAACUCCAAAUUAAAGAUAUCAGCACCCGGAGGCAAAACGAGCCUUCCCCAAGAAAUGAAGAUAAAAAAUCGGGGACUGAAGAUUUUUCAAAAUCUUCAGUUGGCUCAAAAUUUUCAAAACAAGCUCAAAAUCUCCUUUCAGAAUCUAAAAGAAAAAUUAGAAUCCUUCAAAUUGUGCUUUUUAUAGUGGUAAGAAUAAAUUAGAUGUCGUCUUUUAUAGUAGUUGUUGGUGCCAUUCUGGGAUAUAUGAUCACUGACAUAUCAUAUACGACGUCUCUAACUCCCCCUUCCUAUGAGCCCAUAAAAAUAUUGACGAGGGGGUUUAUUUUAUUUUUAAAAAUUUAUAUAAAUUUUACCAUAAUUUUUUUAAAGGAAAAAAAACCCAAUUUGGAAAGCAGAAAUUAAUUUAAUUUAUAAAAUUUAUGGUUUAAAGUGAGGCCUCGAGAGAUUUCAUUACAUAAAAUAGUGAAUUUUCCAAUGGUUUUGUUCGCUCAUGGAGGAGGAGCAAGCUCUUUCAAAAAUUUAGGACAGCUGCUAUAUGAUCUUGGGCUGUCUGCAGAUUCUGUAAGGGUUAUUGAUAAUUUAAAGAUGAUAAACAUGACUGAUGAACAACUAAAUAAUGCAGUCACAGAUUUUCAAAUUUUAAUAUCAGACUUACUCUCCUUUUUAAAAGCAAGCAAAAGCAUUGGAAAAAAAAUUCAAUGGGAAAAUUGAGCCCAAAUAAAGUCUCACUUACUUUUAAAGAGGGAGUCAGAAUCUAUCCAAGGAACAAUUUUUAAAGAUUUUGACCAGUGAAGCUAUUGUUCAGUCUCAAAAAUUGUUAAGAAUCCUUUGAUUCCUUUAAUCUAUUUUGACACUUUUGAUCCAAUUGUAAAAUAUUCGAAUUUAUAUGACGCUAUAUCAGAACUCAUUUUAAAUGUAUUUUUUAUUCAGUGUAAAGGCAUGGUUAGUGCCGUCUCAGAUAAUGAUUCCUACCUAAAAUAUAUCAGAUUUGUAUUAGUUAAUGGCUCGGGAUAUCUUUUUGAAAGAGUAAAUUCCACAAUGAAUGGGAUUGUGGAUUGCGAAACAGAAAGAGUAAAAAUGACUGGCAUAUAUAUAAAUGCUCUCUUAAUAUUUGGAUUUUUAGCGCUUGGGGUUCUGGUUCUGGUUAUUAUAGGAUAUAUAAUUUUUGUAUCACGAAAGCAGGACGAAUUUUGGAAUUUUAUUUUGAAUAAUGCGCAAUGGGCACUUGUUAAACUGAAGAGUUCGGCCGUAGACAGGCUGAUCCUCGUUCAUGGAAUUGAUUAUAGUAAAGAUUUAAAUAUGGAAAUAUCAGGAAACCGAAUAAAAAGAAAAGUGAAAACUUCUGUUUAUGUGCAAUAUAGCUGAAGACUUAUGGUUUUUUUCAUAAUUGCUGCUUCUUACUACCUUUUAAUUUCCUUAUACUUGUACCCAAAAUGCGAAAAUUUCAUGAUAAACCGUCCAAAGCUCCUUAGCAACUUUAAUAUAAGGCGUUCCACUCUUAGAAAACUAUCAAUGCUUUCCAGAGAAACUUAUUCCCAUUACUUUCAAAAAAAAGUUCCCCAAUAUUUUCAAUAUGCAAAUGGAUGAACAAGUGUUAAUAUGGCAUCAAUUAUUUUGAGAUUUAAAAACAAAGAACUCAGAGAAAGUGACUUAAAAAAAUUAAUGUCAAAAGAAUUAAGAGAAAGAAUCUAUAAUAAGGUAGAUUCCGAUAAAAGCAUCCUUGAUUAUGGGACAGAAGCUGCAAUAAAUGCCAUAAUUGGCGAUUGUGAAAAUCAGGGAUAUUAUGAAUUUAUUCCUCCAUCAAAGAUACUUGCAGUACUUGAUGAAGUAGUAGCAAUUCAAAACGAAAUAAGCCAAGAGUUUCUAUUAGCAGAUCGUGAUUCAAAAAAUCUUAUAAAUAAUGAGCUAGAUUCAAUUAUAAAUGUAACAGUGGCAUACUCAAUCUCGCUGAUUAUAUUAUAUACUUUCUAUUAUUUACCAUAUUUUAAUGGGCAAAUCAAGCAGCUUAAUAGGUUCUUGAUUUUGCCAGAGAUCUUACCAAUGGAUUCGAAUAAUAUGCUGUGGUAG
Molecule: messenger RNA, 5307 nt
Organism: Blepharisma stoltei
Lineage: Eukaryota; Ciliophora; Heterotrichea; Heterotrichida; Blepharismidae
Source: the annotation of a GenBank genome assembly